Molecule: messenger RNA, 1647 nt
Organism: Wickerhamiella sorbophila
Lineage: Eukaryota; Fungi; Ascomycota; Dipodascomycetes; Dipodascales; Trichomonascaceae
Product: GPI transamidase component GPI16
Exons: 1
Coding region: 1-1647 (548 amino acids)
Biological process (GO): attachment of GPI anchor to protein
Cellular component (GO): GPI-anchor transamidase complex
Source: RefSeq, a predicted model, not a curated record
AUGCUAGCAUGGUUAUUGGUCUUAGCUAGCGGGAUUCUCGCAUCUACAAACGGCGAGAGCUACCAUGAGGACCUUGUCUUACGCCCUUUACCCAAGAAUAAGUUGCUUUCCAGCUUCAGAUUCGUUGCUGAACAACGUGAUCCUCAGUUAGCGUCCGGAGAGUUGACAGAGUAUACCACUUUCCCGCGUUCCCUUGGACAGAUCAUGUCCCGCGCAAGCACCCAUGAGCUACAUUUGCGAUUUUCACAGGGAUGGUGGGAUGCAGAGUCCUGGGGUGUCCCCCCUGCCAAUGGCACGUACGCUGGAGGAGUUGGUGUGGAGAUGUGGGCCUGGGUAGCUGGCGAAGAUCUCGCCGAUGCUCAGGCCAAUUGGCAUAGACUCGCCCAUUCAUUGAGCGGGUUUUUCUGUGCUUCAUUAAACUUUCUUGACCAGACGGUGACUACGCAUUUGGAGUCCGAUGCUUUGCCGCGUUCAGGUGACUCCAGUGAUGAGAAUCUUUACUUGCUUCGUGGCGCUCUGCCCGCUGAGCCGGUUUGUACAGAAAACCUCACACCUUUCAUUAAAUUGCUGCCAUGUAAAUCCAGGGCUGGCAUUGCGUCACUGUUGGACGGUCAUCAGCUUUUCGAUUCGCAGUGGCAGACCAUGAGUGUUGAUGUUGAUCAUAUUGGCGACCGUUUGCGACUCACUCAGGUUGUGUCCAAUGUUAUUGAUGUUCCCCAUAUGCAGAGACGCCGUCGUGACCCUCUCCCUCGGCCGGAACCCUACGCAGAUUUGAUCUGCAAAGAGAGGGAAUGGUCGGCGGAUUACAUUUGUCUUCCAGACGAUCCUCGUAGUGCAAACUGGGUAAUUUCUGAAAUUUUCGAUAAAGAAUUAGCUCCGGCAUGCCCGCUGGCGGGUGAUGGACCUCAUGUGUUUGUUGAAGCCAGUGACAAUUGGACUGUUAAAGUAGGUGGAAACGUCACCUCGGGUAGCGUUUCAUUCAGUUUGGGCUCUGAACCUGUGGACCUAGUUUUGAGCUCUGAGGACGGGCUUGUUGUUUUGGAGAAUAAGGUGCCGGAUGUAUUUGUAGACCGAUCCUUUACGGGUUACGGCCAGCAGUCAGGUGGCUUACGGACUGUAUUUACAAACCCCCAUGAUGUCGAGGUUUCUUUGGUCUAUAUUGAAAACCUUCCUUGGUAUAUGAGGUUAUAUCUCCACACGAUGAGUGGAGAUCUCGACAUUGUUGAAGAUAUCAGCUAUACAUCUGCCGAGGACCGUACAAGGCCGUCCAAGGUUCAACUUCACAUCCGCCUCCCACCGUUGAGCCAAAGUUCGAUCGAAUACAAGUUCGACAAGUCUCUAUUGUAUAUUGAAGAGUAUCCUCCUGAUGCCAACCAUGGGUUUGAAGUUCCACCGGCUCUGGCUCUUACUUCUACAGGAUACUCUACUCGCACCACUUCGCUUUUGCUCAGUCUGGCUGUUCCUGACUUCAGCAUGCCCUACAAUGUGAUUAUUCUCACCUGCACCACAAUGGCAAUGUUCCUUGGGUCGUUCGUGAACCUUAUUGUCAAGAAGGUUGUUCCUGAACCACUGGGGGAGAAGAUUCUGGUCGAGUCCUCGCUUAAACGAAGAAUCCAAGCGUUUAAAACAAAAUUAAUUGGAAACUAA